Molecule: messenger RNA, 1470 nt
Organism: Baudoinia panamericana UAMH 10762
Lineage: Eukaryota; Fungi; Ascomycota; Dothideomycetes; Mycosphaerellales; Teratosphaeriaceae
Exons: 8
Coding region: 155-1156 (333 amino acids)
Source: RefSeq, a predicted model, not a curated record
CUCGGAACUCGGCCACCACGCGUUCCACCAUGAGAUUACCCUCCUGCUGAAUGACGCCGUACUGAGGAAGGCUUCAUAGCAGAGGUUCCCUAUCCCAUGCGUAUCUGUAUUACCACAAAGGUAGGAAGCAGUCGACCUCGUUCCUUUCAAUAAGAUGCAUUUUGCCAGUUUGGCGGCCAUCUGCGCUGCGGUUUCUGCACCUUUUCUCUCGACACGCCUUGUAAAUGGCAUCUCCUUGACCCCAGAGGGUAGGGUUUUCCUAGUCUUUCAACGCGUCGACAACUCCACCGGCCUAACUAUUGUGGAGUAUAAUCGGACGACCAAUACGUCUACUGCCUAUCCGAAUGCGGUGUGGAACAACUAUACCAGUGGCGCAGACCCAGGCUCGAACUUCGUUGGUGCAAAUGCGCAGCGUAUUGGACCAGAUGGGAACUUAUACGUUGUCGACACUGGUCAGGUUGGUGGUAGCGGUCCUGUGCUGCUUCCAUACGGACCAAAGCUUCUUCAAAUCAACGUGACGACCAACACCGUAACGCGCAUCUAUCCCAUGGGCAACGCAACAAGCUCCAGCAGCCACCUGGAUGAUGUGCGCUUUCACAACGUAACAGGCAAGGCUUACCCUACGGACGCCGGCUACCCUGGCUUGAUAGUUUUGAAUUUGGCCAGCGGUGAUACACGAAGAGCCUUGUCGAACGAUCUUUCCACUCGGGAGUACAUGCCGGCCUCUGCAACCUGCUAUACACCAUGGCUCGAAGUGCUUCCCGACGGCCAGUGGCUGUACUACGAGCCCUCGUCUGGCGGUAUGAGUAGAAUCGAGACCAAGUGGCUCGAUGGUGCAUUCUAUAAUAGCACCUUGAAUGACAACAGCAUCUUGGACAGAUAUGUACAGCCUUUCGCCCAUACACCGUCUACAGGCGACACUGCCAUUGACGCUCAGGGCAACGUAUACAACAGCGAUAUUGACAGCCAGCGAGUGGUCAAGAUCAACCCCAACGUCGACGCGAUGUGGAUAGACAGGAAUGGCACACUGUGGAUGCCAGCUAACCAGUUGAAUCGUGGCACUGGAUAUAACAACGGAACCAGUCGAAUCGUCAAGCCGCUUGAUAUUUUCACCAUCCACAUCGGCAUCGGCCCUUCGCCUAUCAACCACGCUUGAUAGUGCAGGAGGUUGUCUACCUUACAUACUAUUCGACAGGCGAAAUUUUAACCGAGAUAGCAGCUACCUGGGUCGGCUCCGUUAGCAUGUCAUCCAGGCUCUCAUCCCGCAAUAUCGUUAAAUCGCCCAAAUCCAGCGUACAUACGAGUCAAUCAACUAGCAGAUAGCACUCGAACAUCCGGUCCAUCUCUUCCGCCAUCAAUCGUUCAGCAUCGCUCAUAUAACACUAAGAUCUUCUUGCGGGGAAUUGAUAUAGGGAUGAUACGGGUUUGGAAGAAGUUGUGUAUCUUAGCUUGGGUAACUAUAUCUUUUAC